UCAAUGAAAAAUGUAUUAGAAAAUUCUCAUCAUAUUGAAGAAGAAUUUUUAGCAAAUCUAAUACAUUAUGCAACACGUAAUGGUGAUAUAAAAAUAUUAAAUUUUUUAAUCAUAAAAUGUGGUAUUAAUCCAUUAUUACGAUCAAAUGAUUUGAAUGGUUAUCUACCGACACAUGAAGCUGCAUCAUUAGGUAAUGUUGAAACAUUAGAAUGGCUGUUAAAAAUGACCAAUUUAUCAUUAAUGGAUCGUGAUUAUUAUGGCCAUACAUAUCUACAUAUUGCGGCAAGAAAUGGCCAUUCAACAGUAAUUCGAUGGUUAUUGAAUGAUGCAAAAAUGUCCACAAUGGAUCAUAAUAAAAUGAAUGCAUUAGCAUUACAUUAUGCAUCAGCUAAAGGUUGUUUAGAAUGUGUAAAAUUAUUAAUUCAAUCAUCUGAUCAAAAGGAUUUAAGCGCAAAUGCACAAAUGGAAAACAAUGUUACACCGGUAUAUUUGGCUGCACAGGAAGGUCAUCUUUCGAUAUUAAAAUAUUUGAUUAAUGUUGGUGGUGGUUCAUUAUUGAUUCCAGCUAAAGAUGGUAUGUUACCAUUACAUGCAUCAUCACAAAUGGGACAAUUUGAUUGUAUCAAAUGGAUGAUUGAAGAACAAAAAAUUGAUCCAAAUAUUCGUGAUAAUGAUGGUGCAACGGCCAUACAUUUUGCCGCUAGUCGUGGACAUUUUAAUAUAAUAAAAUAUUUAUUGGAAAAUAAUGCUAGAUUGAUUUAUGAUAAAUAUGGGAAAAGUCCAUUGAAUGAUGCAGCUGAAAAUGAACAUGUUGAAUGUCUAAAAUUAUUAAUUUCAUAUGGUUGUAAAUUAAAUCCAAUCGCAACAACAACUUUACCAUCAUCAUCAUCAUCGACUAUAUCGACAACAAUGACUUGUCCAUGUAAUAAUAGUAAUGAUCAAACAACCGGAAUAAUUCGAUCAUCAAGUUGUUCGACGUUUAAUGAAUCUUCUUCAUCUUCAUCAACUUUGAAUAAUCAACAACAAACAUUUAUAAAACGUAAAUCUAAAUAUAAAACAUAUUUUCCUGAACAUAACACCGAUAAUAAAUGUGAUAAUCAUCAUCAUCAUCAUUAUUUGGAAUUAAAAUAUCCAUCUGGACGACAACAACAACAACAACAACAACAAUCUGCUCAAUGUCGUGAAUGUAUCCAUAAUAAUGAUAAUGAUGAAAGAUAUGUUGCUUGUUGUUGUGGUUGUCGUUGUUGUUGUUGUUGUUCAUCGUUGAAUGUUGAUGUUACCGAAGAAAUACAAUGUCCAACCAAAUCAACAAUAUUAUCCGAUCAUUUAAUAAAAAAUGUUUCUAAUCAUCAUCACCAUCAUGGACGGCAUCAUCAUCAUAAUCAUCAUCAAUGUACAAAAAGUUUAUCGAAAAAAAUCAUUACAGAAAAACGGAAAUUAUGUCGAAAUAGUAAACAUAAUAAAAUGAAGAUUGUUUCAGCAGAAAUUCAUUCAGGCAAUAUUAGUCCCGUUAGUACGGAUGUUUGUUGUAGUACAACAAGCAGCAGCAGCAGUACCGAUGAAGGAAUCUAUCAAGAAGUUGAUGAUGAUGAUGAUCAAACAAUCAAUGAAGAAAUGAUAAUAAUCAAAAAUAAUAAUGAUAAAGAAUCUGGUAAAUAUCAAACAAUCAAAUCAGAAAAGAUAUCAUCAUCAUCAUCAUCAUCGAUUCCAAUUCCACCGCCACCACCUCCACCUGAUUUUAUGAAUUUAUCAUCAUCCUUGGCAACAAAAUUACCAAAAGAAAAUCAACAACAACAGCAAACACGUUAUAUUAAAAAUACAAAUAAUGGCAGUAAUGGUAGAAAAACUUUAAUCGGAAAACAACAACCAUUAUUUAUACCACCACAAUUUAAUGGACCACCAACAAAUAAUUCAAAUAUUAAACCAUCAGAAUAUUUAAAACGUAUGGCAACAAAAUCAUUAUCAUCAUCUUGUAGUUCAAAUUCAAGUUCAAGUAACAGUAAUAAAUAUGGUUAUAUUAAUGAUGUUGGAUUUUUCACUAAUAACAACAAUAAUAAUAAUAAUUCAAAUAUGCAACGAAGUUCAUCGGAAAAUCAUUUGUUGGCCAAUAUAAAUCGUAAUAAAUAUGAUUUUAUUAAUCGUGAUUGUAUCGAUAGUAGUGAUGAUCGAAUCGAAUCUGAAUCUGUUAAUAAUGAUAUUUAUUCAUCCGAAACAAAUGAUGAUGAUUAUUAUUAUGAAACAACAACAAAUAAUGAUGAUAAUGAGGAAAAAUCAAAUAUGAAUAAAUCAUCAUCAUUCAAUAAUCAAAAUCAAUCGAAUGAUUUAACGGGUAAAACGAUUACCGGCUUUUCUAAUCCAACAUAUUCAACAACAACAACAACGAUAACGAAUGAUCAAUUGAAAAAUAUUAAGCUUAAAUCGACGACAACACCUGUACAGAACAAUAAUAAUAAUAAUAAUAAUCCACAGGAUCAAUGUAAAAAUGAUCUAAUUGAAGAAUUAAAAAUGGCUAAAAAUUUGGAUGGUAUUAAAAAAGUAAAACAAUCUCAUCGAAAUUAUAAUGAAGUCAAAAAUAAGAUGGCUUUGUUGGCACAAAAUUUUACUGUUGAUGAAUUUUUAAAAACAAUACCGGAAAAAGAUCCAAAAGGUAAUGAAAUUCCACAAUGGAAACGAUAUAUGUUGGCAAAAAAAUCGGCUGAAAAAGCUAAAAAAGAUGCUGAAGAUUUGAUACGUAAAGAAUUUGAAGAAAAAUUAUCACGUCAAAUACCUGAAUGGAAAAAACAAUUAUUGAAAAAGUAA
Molecule: messenger RNA, 2799 nt
Organism: Dermatophagoides pteronyssinus (European house dust mite)
Lineage: Eukaryota; Metazoa; Arthropoda; Arachnida; Sarcoptiformes; Pyroglyphidae
Biological process (GO): actin filament bundle assembly
Cellular component (GO): cytoplasm
Molecular function (GO): actin filament binding
Source: RefSeq, a predicted model, not a curated record